AUUUAAAAGAAUUCUACAGUCCUGAAGGGGAGCCUGUUCCCCAGUCAAAGUCAAAAGAUUUUAAUUCCGUGACUGAAAAGCUGAAAAAAAUGCAAGAGUUUUUUGGUCUGGAAGUGACUGGGAAGGUGGAUGAUGAAACAUUGGAAGUAAUGAAGAAGCCCAGGUGUGGUGUACCUGACCUGGGUGGAUUUACCCUCACAGAGGGAAACCCUAAGUGGGACAAAACCCAUCUGACAUACAGGAUUGUGAAUUACACACCAGAUUUAAAUCAAAAAUUAACGCAAAGAGCAAUCCAGAAAGCAUUCGAAGUUUGGAGCAACGUGUCACCCCUGACAUUCGAAGAAAAGGCGAAUGGCAUCCAAGAUAUAAUGAUCUCCUUUAACAGAGGAGAUCAUGGUGAUAACUCUCCUUUUGAUGGACCCAGUGGGGUACUGGCUCAUGCUUUCCAACCUGGGCCAUAUAUAGGUGGAGAUGCCCAUUUUGAUGACGAUGAACUGUGGACUAUAGAAGGCACAAGAGGCACCAACCUGUUUCUUGUGGCCGCCCAUGAGUUUGGACAUUCCCUGGGUCUGUCUCACUCCACUGAAGCGGGAGCACUGAUGUUCCCCACCUAUGCUUACGUGGAUCCUCGCUCAUUCCAGCUUCCUCAAGAUGACAUCGAUGGCAUUCAAGCCAUCUAUGGAAGAUCACACAAUGCACAACAACCAACUGGCCCCGUCUCACCAAAAGCUUGUAGCUCCAGAACAACGUUUGAUGCUGCCACCACCUUACGUGGAGAAAUCAUGUUCUUUAAAGACAGGUUUUUCUGGCGCAAAUCCCCUCACAUACCAGAAGUAGAACUCAAUUCCAUUUCCCUCUUCUGGCCCACUCUGCCAUCUGGAAUAGAUGCUGCCUAUGAAAGUUAUGAAAAAGAUCAAGUUUUUCUUUUUAAAGGAGACAGAUAUUGGGCUCUAAAUGCCUAUGACAUUGUGCGUGGCUAUCCUAAAAGUAUCACCCAGCUGGGCUUCCCCCGCCACGUUAAACAAAUUGAUGCUGCCUUCAGUGAUCCAGAGACUGGGAAGACCUAUUUCUUUGUAGGAGGCAAAUAUUGGAGAUAUGAUGAAUACAGGCAAUCCAUGGAAGAUGGAUACCCCAGAAGCGUGGCUCAAGAUUUCCAAGGAGUUGGCCCCAAAAUUGAUGCUGCUCUCAGGCAUGAAGGGUACACCUAUUUUUUCCAAGGAACAAAACAGAUCCAGUUUGACCUUGAUAGCGAAAGAAUUGUCCGAGACAAUCAAAGAACCAAUGCCUGGCUGAACUGUUAAAGCAUCUCUGCUCAAUUCUACCUCGCAUGCCUAAUCUUUCUUUAGAGGCACGAUAGUUCCUCUUUUUGUUGGGUGUUCAAAGAUUACACCUGGCAUUCUUCUCAUACUCUACAGCAAGUUCCAGCUGAAUUGGUGCUAUAAAAUGCUUUGGCGAUACACUGCAUUGUGACAAGGUUUAUUCUGCUUGUUCCAUAAAGUACUUUUUAA
Messenger RNA from Heteronotia binoei (common prickly gecko), 1508 nucleotides. RefSeq names its product interstitial collagenase-like. NCBI's taxonomy places the organism in Eukaryota, Metazoa, Chordata, Lepidosauria, Squamata, Gekkonidae. The coding region runs from base 90 to 1301 and encodes 403 amino acids. The record is from RefSeq and is a predicted model, not a curated record. The transcript has 9 exons. Gene Ontology annotation, biological process: extracellular matrix organization; proteolysis; collagen catabolic process. Gene Ontology annotation, molecular function: metalloendopeptidase activity; zinc ion binding. Gene Ontology annotation, cellular component: extracellular matrix.